Molecule: messenger RNA, 942 nt
Organism: Gongylonema pulchrum
Lineage: Eukaryota; Metazoa; Nematoda; Chromadorea; Rhabditida; Gongylonematidae
Source: the annotation of a GenBank genome assembly
CUGAAAGUGCAUGUUUCCUUACAGCAACAUUACAUCUGCUUCCAGGCAUUCUUUGGAUUUGGCCAAGCCGCCGAAAUCUCCAUUAAACUUGACGAUGCUGAUAAUAGAAAAGUUGCCAAAAUACGAGGUGAAGAGGGAGGCCAGGAGACACAUUUUUUAUUCUACGAUGGCGAAACAGUGUCCGGUACGGUAGCAGUUGCAGUGAAGAAAAAAUUCGACCAUCAAGGAAUACGCAUCGAAUUUGUUGGGCAAAUUGAGGUAUAUUAUGAUCGUGGUAAUCAGCACGACUUUGUUUCACUGGUCAAGGAAUUGGCACGUCCUGGCGAACUCACAAAAAGCACUGUGUUUCGGUUCGAAUUUCCUCAGGUUGAAAAACCGUAUGAAUCUUAUGUUGGCACUAAUGUCAAAUUGCGCUAUUUCCUGAGAGUGGUGAUCGUACGAAGGUUAACUGAUAUUGUCCGUGAGAUGGAUGUUAUUGUCCAUACUCUUUCUUCUUAUCCUGACACGAAUAAUAGCAUCAAAAUGGAAGUUGGUAUUGAGGAUUGCUUGCACAUCGAAUUCGAAUAUAAUCGUUCCAAAUAUCAUUUGAAGGAUGUUAUUGUUGGAAAAAUAUAUUUCUUGCUAGUUCGAAUAAAAAUUAAAUUCAUGGAAAUUGCAAUAAUCAAGAGGGAAACAGUGGGGAAUACGCCAAAUGUAUUCAAUGAGAACGAGACAAUCGCAAAAUACGAAAUAAUGGAUGGUGCACCGGUAAGAGGGGAGUCGAUACCCAUUCGACUUUUCCUUGCUGGUUACGACCUCACUCCAACAAUGCGCGAUGUUGGCAAAAAAUUCUCGGUGCGUUAUUACCUGAAUCUCGUUUUGGUUGAUGAAGAGGAUCGCCGUUAUUUCAAGCAGCAGGUUUGUGACACAUCGCAUAUCGCUCGUGCUUCACCAUUUUUAUGA